GUCGAUGCGGGUAUUGAAAAUCCCGAACCUCACGAGGCAGUCGGACCUUCGGCCGUCGAGCGUCGGGGUGGCCGAAAGUCGCCCGAUGGGCCGCUCGGAGAGGGCGGCGGCGCCGACUUGUUCGGACUGGCUCACGCCGCUCAAGUGCCGCCUCUUUCCGCUAAACGAAAGCAAAAGUUUGACGUUGGAUCAAAACUUGUGCUCUGCCGUCUCAAAUGCUUUCGGGAAAAAAAAAAAAAAAACCGGAAAACUCAAACGAUCUUGUGUUGGAGCCAACGUGACGUCUGGUCAUCAAACGGGCCCUCCUUUCAUUUUUCAUCUUUUCAAAACUUUUAGAAUGUACCAAUAAGAGAAUCUGCAUUGAAAAGUGUAAUUCAUCUCCGACGAUCCGGUUUGGGGGGAUUUGAACCCCAGUCCUCAGAAUGCUGAGGUCAGCGCUCUAUCCAGUUGCAUCAUUAUUCAUCAUAGGUGCUGAAAUAGGAUUUCUUUUUUGAUUGUUUGUCCAGAGCAGCGUUUCUUUGACCCGGUCCUAGCCUUUUAGCUCUCGGUCUCGGUCCUUCAGCCAUAUUCAUGUAUGGAUUGUGUAAUUUUAAAUGUAAUCAGAUCCAUCUUCCGAAAAAUGAAAAAAAAAAAAACGUUGCAAGGAGUCAUCCAAUCACAACGAGGGUCUGUCCCUCUGAAGUCAUCCAAUCACCACCAGGGGCCGUGUCCCUUUAAAAGUGCGACUCCGCCCCCUCCGGUCGGGCUGUGCAAGAUGGCGGCCGAGCCCGGAGGUGAAGUUUAUCUGGGCUUCGACUUCAGCACCCAGCAGCUAAAGGUGGUCGCGAUCGAUCACAACCUCAACGUGAUCCAUCAGAACCAAGUGGAGUUUGACUCGCAACUUCCGGAGUUCAGGACGGAGGGGGGCGUCCACGCGGGCGCUGACGGUCUGACGGUCACGUCGCCCGUCCUGAUGUGGGUGGAGGCGCUGGACCUGCUGCUGGAGCAGAUGCGGGAAUCGGGCUUUGACUUCUCCAGGGUGCGAGCGCUGUCGGGCAGCGGUCAGCAACACGGCAGCGUGUACUGGAAAAACGGAGCGGCCGCGACGCUCGGGCGGCUCUGCCCCCGUUUGAGUCUGAGCUGCCAGCUCCAGGACUGCUUCUCCGUGCGCGACUGCCCCGUGUGGAUGGACUCCAGCACCGGGCGGCAGUGUGAGCGCCUGCAGGAGGCAGUAGGGGGCGCCGCCGCGCUGGCAGACGUCACGGGCUCCAGGGCCUACGAGCGUUUCACAGCAAGUCAAAUUGCCAAAAUGUGCGAGGAACGACCGCAAGAGUUCCGGGACACUGAGAGGAUCUCAUUGGUCAGCAGCUUCGCGGCGUCGCUCUUCCUCGGCGCUUACGCCGCCAUCGACUACAGUGACGGUUCCGGAAUGAACCUUCUGGACAUCAGGAGCAAAAAGUGGAGCGAGGCGUGCCUGGAGGCCGUGCGUCCCGGCCUGGACCGCCUGCUGGGAACGCCGCUGCCGUCCGCGUCCGUGCUGGGCGCCGUGUCAUCCUACUGGGUCGGCAGGUUCGGGUUCUCGGACACGUGUGCGGUGGUUGCCUUCACCGGAGACAACCCAGCGUCGCUGGCAGGAAUGAGACUCCAGCAGGGAGAUCUGGCUGUGAGUCUGGGUACGAGCGACACGGCGUUCGUGUGGCUGCAGGACGCCCGUCCGGCCCCGGAAGGUCACGUGUUUGUCAACCCUGUGGACUGGCGGCACUUCAUGGCCUUGCUGUGCUUCAAGAACGGAUCGUUGACCCGCGAGCGGCUGAGGAACCGCUGCGCCGGAGCGUCGUGGGAGCGUUUCUCCGCCGCUUUGAGACAAACUCCUCUCGGAAACGACGGCUUCGUCGGCUUUUAUUUUGACGUGAUGGAGAUCACCCCCCCGGCGUUGGGCGUUCACCUCUUCGACGCAGACGACAACGAGGUGUCGUCCAUGAGCCCCGAGAUGGAGGUGCGGGCCUUGGUGGAGGGUCAGUUCCUGUCACGGCGACUGCACGCCGAGCGUCUGGGCUACUCCAUCAUUCCAGGAAGUCGAAUUCUGGCGACGGGCGGAGCCUCGCGCAACAAAGACAUCCUGCAGGUGCUGUGCGACGUCUUCGACGCCCCGGUUUACACCGCGGACGUGUCCAAUUCCGCUUGCCUGGGCUCCGCCUACAGAGCGCUGCACGGUCUGCUCGACCAAUCGGGAAUGUCCUUUUUUGACGUCCUGAAGAAAGCUCCCGAAGCCCGACUUUCCGCCACACCGCAUCCCCGUGCGCAGCAGGCUGUGGCAGUCCACCAGGGGGCGCCAACACCUACACUCAACUCAGGCUAAUGGGUCCCAUUGUAUUGUGGACUUGCCUCGAGGUUCUGCUCCUUGCUGGUUCAGCUGGACCUGUUUACAAAUGUGGAUGUAUUUUACAGACCUGUCAUGCGGUUACACACAUUUUGGGGGGUACGGGGGGGGGGGGUUCGCAGUUCCCGUCACGGGGUCCCGGACGACGCGCUGACGUUUUUGCUGCUCGGAAAGUCGGCAGCACAACGUCUGAAAUGUGGAAUAACUUUUCCACCGCUAGAGGAGGAAAAUAAAGUUGUUGCAAUUUUCUGC
Syngnathoides biaculeatus (alligator pipefish) is the source of this 2611-nucleotide messenger RNA. It is a transcript of the gene xylb, whose product is annotated as xylulokinase homolog (H. influenzae). Bases 575 to 2338 code for a protein of 587 amino acids. Gene Ontology annotation, molecular function: D-xylulokinase activity. The transcript is spliced from 19 exons. Gene Ontology annotation, cellular component: cytosol. Gene Ontology annotation, biological process: D-xylose metabolic process; xylulose metabolic process. The record is from RefSeq and is a predicted model, not a curated record. NCBI's taxonomy places the organism in Eukaryota, Metazoa, Chordata, Actinopteri, Syngnathiformes, Syngnathidae.